UUCCUUUUACUCGAUCAAUCAACUAGGGUUUGGCAACUAAAACUAAAAACCCCAGCUUUGACAAAACAGAAGCUGAAAAAAAAAAAAAAAAAAAAAAAAAGCUAAAUUCCAUUACAGAAUGGGUAAGUGCCCGCACAACAGGAAGGUGAAGAAGAGAAGAUACUCUCACAAGACAGCUCGCCUCACCAAAUUCCUUCGCAAAGGCGACGACGCCGUUUAUGAAGAGCUUCAAAAGCCUGAUUCCGAGAGGAACCCCUUGCCUUUUGACGAGGAUUUGCCUGGGAUGGGCCAAUAUUAUUGUUUACACUGCGAUCGAUACUUUGCAGACAUGGCGACGAGGGAUGAACAUUUUAAGACCAAACGUCACAAGAAACAUGUUAAAGAAAUGAUGGGGACUAAACCACAUACUCAACUUGAUGCUGACUUAGCUGCUGGGAUGGGGAUGCCAGAUAAUGGUCCAAAGCUCAUGUCUAUGUGAGCUUUCUUUUUUUAUGAUUCUUUUAUGUAUGGUAAGAUUAUAAGUGAGUUAAGUUGGUCCUUCUAGUAUUGAAAGAUAUACUCUCUCUUUUUGUAAAAAUGUUGUUUUAGUAUGACAGUUGUUCUUUUCUACCGGGAUAGUUGCUAGCAUUGCUGAUAAAGUAUAGUUUAAUGUUACAGUAAACUAAGUUUAUAUUGCAGUGUUUGUGAUGUGAUGUCUUAAGAUUGAUUAAGCAGUUUAAUACUGAGUGCUCACACUUGAAUUCAAUUA
Molecule: messenger RNA, 748 nt
Organism: Mangifera indica (mango)
Lineage: Eukaryota; Viridiplantae; Streptophyta; Magnoliopsida; Sapindales; Anacardiaceae
Product: zinc finger protein 593
Exons: 4
Coding region: 119-478 (119 amino acids)
Molecular function (GO): zinc ion binding; nucleic acid binding
Source: RefSeq, a predicted model, not a curated record